AUGACGUCAUCGCCCAAACUGGUCUAUGGUAAAAAAUUCCGCCCUGAUAAAGCGAUGUCCGUCCCACAGCACGGGGUUGUUCCAGAUGAGACCAAACACGUGGUCCACCGCACAGCCCCUAGGAACCACCACCGGACGGAAACUUGUCCACUGCUUGGGCUUCUGCUUGCUCAACGACGCUGUCUCUCUGUGAGCUAUUUUCCCUCAAGGAAGGAGUGCGUCCUUUACUCCGCCCUUCCUGGCGCGGAUAUGAUCGAGGAGCGCGAAGGAUGGAAUCUGUAUGUUCCCAAGUCAGAACAGCCGCCAUGCAGCCAGGAUGUAUUAAUGACUACUGCAAGUAAGAAGACCACAACAACCCCAGCACCAGUGGUGGCAAUGGAAGAACCACUGGUGGCAAUGGAAGAACCACUGGUGGCAAUGGAAGAACCACUGGAAGCAGAAGAAGUGACGACCACAACAACCCCAGCACCAGUGGUUGCAAUGGAAGAACCACUGGAGGCAGACGAAGUAACGACCACAACAACCCCAGCACCAGUGGUGGCAAUGGAAGAACCACUGCUGACAAAAAGCAUUUGA
Lingula anatina is the source of this 576-nucleotide messenger RNA. RefSeq lists its product as uncharacterized. The record is from RefSeq and is a predicted model, not a curated record. NCBI's taxonomy places the organism in Eukaryota, Metazoa, Brachiopoda, Lingulata, Lingulida, Lingulidae.